AAGCAGGUUCCUUGGCUCUUCUUGAUCUGUGCCCCGGGAGGUCAUAGUAUCUGUAGUCUGUCUCCCCCACCCCACCCUUGCUAUGAGUGUUCUCCUUCCUGAUGCUCCCAGCAGCAGAGCCACCAUGACCCUCCGUCCAUUGGUUCCAGGAUGCUGUCCUCUCCUGGUGUGAUGGCAUGCUCACGGACCUGCUCCCGCAUCCUGGGGCUGAGCCUCGGGACCACUGCCCUGUUUGCUGCUGGAGCCAAUACAGUGCUCCUCUUUCCCAACUGGGAUGUGAGCUACCUGCUGAGAGGCCUCAUUGGCAGGCAAGCCAUGCUGGGCUCUGGGCUCUGGGGAGGAGGCCUCAUGGUACUCAUUGCAGCUACCCUCAUCUCCUUGACGGGCUGGAGAUAUGGCUGCUUCAGUGAAAGUGGGCCCUGUCAAAGUAUGCUCACUGCUCUGCUGUCCAGUAGCCUGGCUUUUCUAGGAGCCUUGAUUUGCUUUAUCACUUCUGGUGUAGCCCUGAAAGAUGGCCCUUUAUGCAUGUUCGAUGCCUCAUCCUUCAAUCAGAUGCAAGCUUGGAAAUAUGGUUACCCAUUCAAAGACUUGCAUAACAGGAAUUAUUUGUAUGACCGUUCACUCUGGAACUCUGUCUGCCUGGAGCCUUCUAAAGCCGUCAUCUGGCACGUGUCCUUCUUCUCCACCCUUCUGUGCAUCAGCCUCCUCCAGAUUCUCCUGGUGGUCAUUCAUUUCAUCAACAGCUUCCUGGGACUUUUCUGCAGCCUCUGUGAGAAGUGAUAGGUAAAUGCCCUUUCAUGCGAGAGAGUUUUCCUCAGAAACUGUCUUGAAUCCCUUCUGUAAGAAGUGGGUAUGGAUUGUAAACAAACUUCCUUUUUAGGUGUGCCUGUAACAAUGAUUCCUUGAGCAUAGGCUGAAUGAUAUUGGUGAAUUUUGAAUCA
Molecule: messenger RNA, 941 nt
Organism: Panthera uncia (snow leopard)
Lineage: Eukaryota; Metazoa; Chordata; Mammalia; Carnivora; Felidae
Gene: TM4SF19
Product: transmembrane 4 L six family member 19
Exons: 4
Coding region: 151-780 (209 amino acids)
Cellular component (GO): membrane
Source: RefSeq, a predicted model, not a curated record